Messenger RNA from Calypte anna (Anna's hummingbird), 945 nucleotides. Its product is annotated as G-protein coupled receptor 12. The coding region runs from base 1 to 945 and encodes 314 amino acids. Gene Ontology annotation, cellular component: membrane. Gene Ontology annotation, biological process: G protein-coupled receptor signaling pathway. NCBI's taxonomy places the organism in Eukaryota, Metazoa, Chordata, Aves, Apodiformes, Trochilidae. Gene Ontology annotation, molecular function: G protein-coupled receptor activity. The transcript has 3 exons. The record is from RefSeq and is a predicted model, not a curated record.
AUGCAGGGAACCAGAUCUGGUGGGACCAGCAGGACCAUUGCUGCUCAGCCCCCUGGUCCUGGCCUCCACCCUUGGGACAUCGCGCUGUGCGCUACCGGGACUGCGGUGGCGGGGGAAAACGCUUUGGUGCUGGCCGUCCUCUUCUACACCCCCAGCCUGCGGGCUCCCAUGUUCCUGCUGAUCGGCAGCCUGGCCCUGGCCGAUCUCCUGGCGGGUUUGGGGCUCGUGGUGAAUUUCGCCGUGCGGUACCUCCUGCGGCCGCCCAGCGAGGCGGCGGAGUUGGGAGCGGCGGGGCUGCUCUUGGCCGCCUUCUCCGCCUCGGUCUGCAGCUUGUUGGCCAUCACGGUGGACCGGUACCUGUCCUUGUACAACGCUUUGACCUACCACAGCGAGCGCACGCUGGGCUUCACCUGCGCCAUGGUGCUGCUGAUGUGGGUGCUGUGCCUGGGCGUGGGGCUGCUGCCCAUCCUGGGCUGGAACUGCCUGAGGGACCAAAGCUCCUGCAGCAUCCUGCAGCCCGUCACCAAGGACAACGCGGCGGUGCUGGCCGUCACUUUCCUCCUCCUCUUCGCCCUCAUGCUGCAGCUCUACCUACAGAUCUGCAAAAUCGCCUUCCGGCACGCCCAGCAGAUCGCCGUGCAGCAUCAGUUCAUCGCCACGGCCCAGGCCACCUCCACCCGCAAAGGGCUCUCCACCCUCUCCUUCAUCCUCGGCACCUUCGCCCUUUGCUGGAUCCCUUUCGCCAUCUACUCCUUGGUGGCCGAUUCCACCUACCCCGUGGUCUACACCUACUCCUUGGCCCUGCCGGCCACCUGCAACUCCCUGAUCAACCCCAUCAUCUACGCCUUCAGGAACCCGGACAUCCAGAAGUCGCUGUGGUUGGCGUGCUGCGGGUGCAUCCCUUCCACCUUCUCCUCCAGACCAAGGACAUCCAGCGAUGUGUGA